AAGCAUUUACAAUUAUAAUUAUUUUUGUAUGAAUAAUGUUCGUUCGACCUUUUUAAUCGAAAAGUAAUCAAAAAUUAAUAGUAGCUUACGAACAUGUUAACUUAUUUGCUCAUCUUUCGCGCGAUUAUUGAAAAGGCUGUUGAUGUUUGGCCCGAACGAGGAGUGCGAUGGAGUUUCAUUCAGGAUUUUAUAAAAGAUAUGAAGCGCUAUGGACGGGUUUCGUUGUCAGAUGUGGGCGCUGUUCUUUUGAUUGCUGUUGUUCUCACCGUACUUCGAGCCAUGUCAACAACAUAUCUGCUUAAGCCAUUGGCUUAUUGGAUGAAGUUCACCCCAAAGAACAAAAAGAAAUUCCCAGAAAGUGCCUGGAAAUUCCUCUACUACUUUUCUAUAUACACAUACACGUGUAUAUUGUUGUUUGGAAAACAAUACCGAUUCUACAGUGACCCAAAAACAUGCUGGACAGAGUGGUUUGUGGGUAUGCCGAUACCAUUUGAUAUCUACUACCUGUAUUGCAUUCAAACUAGCUUUUACGUACAUUCUGUCUACGCUACGUUGUUCAUGGAUAUUUGGAGGAAAGAUUCUAUUGCAAUGCUCAUUCAUCAUUUCCUGACAGUUUUCUUGCUUUCUUUUUCAUAUGCAGUUAGAUAUUACAAAGUAGGAGUUUUAGUCCUGUUUCUUCACGAUGUUUGCGAUGUGUUCCUGGAGUUUACAAAGAUCUGCGUUUGUUGGAAAAUCAGAGACAACAAAAAGCAUUAUUGGCCCGAAGUUCUCAUUAAUCUUGGCUUUCUUGCUUUUACAUUUACAUGGUUUUACUUCCGUCUCUAUGUAUUUCCUUACAAAGUCCUGUAUCCUACUGGAAAAUACGCCAUAGAACUGUUACCCGAUGCGCCAUUUUACUACUUCUUCAAUGGCCUUCUUCUGUUUCUCUUUGCCAUGGAUCUGUGGUGGUUCCAUUUUAUCAUCAUGCUGGUCUAUCGAGUUCUUACAGGACAGAGUAAUGAGGUGGAAGACACAAGGGAAGUCGGAACGGCGGAGGACCAGUUGUUAAAUAGCGAAGAUGACGAACAUCCUUCAAACGGAGUGAGCCCCCCGGCGCAUUUAGUCAGAAGAAAAAACGGUGCUGCUGCAUUCAUGGGCAGCCAAACGACAAACAGUCACGUGGAGGAAGUACGUCAUCGUCAAAAAGAAUCGUCCACGGAAAGAUAACGCUUUCCAAUUUUUAUAUUAAUCAAAUGAAUGCUGAAUCGACGUAUGCAAUUGUAGUACGGUAUAAUUUUUAUGUGCUAGACAGUUUUUCUACUGGGAAUAUAUCUGUCGCCAAAAAUCGAUUUGUUACGGAUUGCCUUUAUUUUUUUAAAACAUAUAGCGAAAUUCUUUUGAUUUGAUUAUCGUCUUAAGUGAUUUUGAACACCCGGCUUUGAAUUGAAACUAUUUGCAAAAAUUGUGACUUAACUAGAUGUUACGAAGGUCGAGAAUAUUAUACUCGCGUUUCAUCGUAUUUUGUAACCAUUCGCACUCGAAAAGUAAUUGCUUUUCCCUAACUACGGCUUGCAGAGGACAUAAAAACAAAUGUAUGAUACUUAGAAUCGUGAUGAAUUUUGAUUGUAUUUGUA
Messenger RNA from Xenia sp. Carnegie-2017, 1613 nucleotides. Its product is annotated as ceramide synthase 1-like. Lineage: Eukaryota; Metazoa; Cnidaria; Anthozoa; Malacalcyonacea; Xeniidae. The record is from RefSeq and is a predicted model, not a curated record. Gene Ontology annotation, biological process: ceramide biosynthetic process. Gene Ontology annotation, cellular component: membrane. Gene Ontology annotation, molecular function: sphingosine N-acyltransferase activity. The transcript has 7 exons. The coding region runs from base 94 to 1206 and encodes 370 amino acids.